AUGCUUGUGUAUCAGCCGUUUUAUAUCUGUCUCAGUCUGUUCAUAUCUAUCUAUCUAUCUAUCUAUCUAUCUAUCUAUCUAUCUAUCUAUCUAUCUAUCUGUAUUUGUUCAUAUCUAUCCAUCUAUCUAUCUCAGUCUGUUCAUAUCUAUCUACCUUUCUUUUUUAAUCAUUUCACCACAUUUCCCCACAAUCAAGAAGUAGAUCUAUCUAUCUAUCUAUCUAUCUAUCUAUCUCAUUCUGUCUAUAUCUAUCUAUCUAUCUAUCUAUCUAUCUAUCUAUCUAUCUAUCUAUCUAUCAUUUUGUCCAAUCAAGUACAUGUCUGUUCAUAUCUAUCUAUCUAUCUAUCUAUCUAUCUAUCUAUCUAUCUAUCUAUCUAUCUAUCUAUCACUGAGUUUAAUCUGGCUGGAAUAAUGUUAAAUCCCGAUGACUUUUAUCUAUCUAUCUAUCUAUCUAUCUAUCUAUCUAUCUAUCUAUCUAUCUCUUAUAAUAAUAUCUAUCUAUCUAUCUAUCUAUCUAUCUAUCUAUCUAUCUAUCUAUCUAUCUUAAAGAUAGCUAAUAUUGCUUUUGCCACUGAUAUACACACAAAUAUCUAUCUAUCUAUCUAUCUAUCUAUCUAUCUAUCUAUCUAUCUAUCUAUUCUGUUCAUAUCUAUCUAUCUAUCUAUCUAUCUAUGUUACUGUUCAUAUCUAUCUAUCUAUCUAUCUAUCUAUCUAUCUAUCUAUCUAUCUAUCUUAAUGUUCAUAUGUAGCUAUCUAUCUGUUCAUAUCUAUCUAUCUAUCUAUCUAUCUUACUGUUCCCAUCUAUCUAUCUAUCUAUCUAUCUAUCUUAUUGUUCCCAUCUAUCUAUCUAUCUAUCUAUCUAUCUAUCUAUCUAUCUAUCUAUCUGUUCACAUCUAUCUAUCUAUGUUACUGUUCAUAUCUAUCUAUGUUACUGUUCAUAUCUAUCUAUCUAUCUAUCUAUCUAUCUAUCUAUCUAAGUUUCUUCAUAUCUAUCUAUCUUACGGGUCAGGAAAUUGGGGCAACUCGGUUCAGGGAAUUGGAUACUUGCUCAAUCGGCCAAUGGGUCGCUCAUCAAUCAACGUUAGCCGGCAGAACCGGACAAUAUUCGACAUUCAGUCUUUCAUUUUAAUUCCCCCUCCCCCGUUUUUCUUCUCGUUCCUCUCCUUUGUUUUCUUUCUUUCAUUUUUGUUUGUUUCCUUUUAUUCUUCUUUUCACCGCUCUAGCUUUCCUCAAAAAUAUCUUUCUUUCUCUUUCUCUUUUGAAGCGUCUUUACUUGAUCGUUACCUUUUCAAAGUUUUCCUUUCUUUCGCCCACCCAUUGUCUAUCAUUCCAUCGUCGUACGUGUUUUCAUCUCCACAGACACGUUCUGGUCAUGUUGAGCAAUUCAAACUUGUGUUUGCCCAUCAUCUCUCACCCAAAGAGUCUGUCGGAGAUAAUCUUCUGCUCGACAGGAGGGCAGCGGAGAUGUCGAACGAAGUUUCUAUCCCAAUUCGAAUUCUGGCGAGGUGA
This is a messenger RNA of Acanthosepion pharaonis, 1509 nucleotides long. The record is from the annotation of a GenBank genome assembly. NCBI's taxonomy places the organism in Eukaryota, Metazoa, Mollusca, Cephalopoda, Sepiida, Sepiidae.